UCUCCUUAGCAACCGAUUAAUCUAAUUAAUUUAUCGUAAUUAUCUAAGUCUUCUGCUCAGCAGAAUAUAGGGUUCCGGAUUUACUCACAUAGUUCUACAAUCUUCUUCAAGCUUCUGUUGUCUCCUUCCUGCAAGUUAGCAAGUACUCGAGGCCCAAGACAAACUCUGUUAUGGCCCAAUGAAGAAAUUAGGGGCUGUGGUCCAAGUAUAUAAAUGACCGAUGGGCCCAUUUGUCUAAUGGAUACAUGUCCACAUACGACUCUGUUUGUUGCCUAACUAAGCAUCACAACCUUGUCAUUCUAUUGAUUGCUCGCAAUACAAAUGCAAAAAUAAUCAUUAAUUGCCAAGUGCCAAAUACAAUAACCCCAUACCCCCUAAAUCUCACCCACCCCGCUAAGUCAAAGAUUUAGUUAGUUGACUACAAUUAAUUAUCUCAAUAGCAUCCUCUAAAUUUGCUGAACAACAUAUAGGGUUCCAAUUUACUAGUUUUUCUUUAGUUCUGAAUCCUUCUCCGAGCAAAUGGAGGCACUUCAGAAGACUAGUGAAAGGCAAACGGCAGAACCUAAGCUUGAAGAAAUGAACCAACCUGUUCAAGGGGACAGCUCCAGCACCCCUGCUAACCUUCCUUUGAAGCGAAGAAGGGGUCGCCCUCGUAAGGAUCCUAGCUUGAAGCGUGUUGUUCGUGCUCAGGUUCCUCCACCUUUUGAAUUAGUGCAAGAGAUCCAACAAGUAAACAGAAAUGAUGGUAUGAUUGGUCAGGCUGUAACAGGUGUUGUUGAGUCUGCAUUUGAUGCUGGUUAUUUGCUCAAUGUUAGAAUUGGUGACUCCAAUACGAACUACAGGGGUGUAGUUUUUAAGCCAGGACAUUAUAUUCCUGUCACAGCUGCAAAUGAUGUCGCCCCACAUCUUGAGAUGCUCAGAAGAAAUGAGGUUCGUCCUCCGGCUGUAAACCAGCUUCAGGCGUAUGGCCCUAGGGCUGAGCGCAAUGGAUCAGUUAAGCUUGGAUCUAGGUCCUCAAAAAGCAAACAGGUAAUAAUGCAUCCCUCAGUCCCUCCAGUGGGUGUCAGAGGCACAGUAGUUCCUGUUGUGCUACAACCUGUCAAUUUAACAAAUGGACUAGCAUCUAGUCAAAGCUCUGCAUCCCAAGCUUCAAACAGGGAGUCUAUAAGGGAGAAAGAUGUUCAGAUGGUUAAGCCAUUGGCUAUGCUGCCACCUGAUGGACCAGUAACCCCUGGACAGCUACCACCAGAACCAACUCGUGAAAUACUUGCUUCACAAGCUCAAGUUGGCAACAAAGUAGCAAUAGGUACUGGGCAGAAUGAAGGCUAUCUUAGCAAGGGAGGAGAAGCUGUCAAAGAGGAAAAGGCGCAGCCAGCUGCAUCAACCAACAUAGCAAUACCUGUUGCAGUGGCCUACGUGUCUCAAGGAUCUGGGCUGGCAAAAGAAGAUACUGGAAACAAUGAGGCCUCUAACAAGUUGCCAGCUGAACAUUCACCUGUGAUACCCAAACUAGAUACUGUGAAUCAGGUUCCCUCAGCAAAACCAAGUGAACCAGCAAUCCCCACUCUUCCUACCCAGGCUACAUCUGUUCCUAAGCUGCUGAUGAACUAUGGUACUGGCAGGAUGACCGAACUUCUACAGGCUGUGCAGGAAAAUCUGAAGGAGAACCAGCUGCUUCGUACUGGAGAAUCAGGACUUGGUGUGAUGAAGACUCCAGCAACUGAUGGCAGUAUGGAGGAGACUAGCAUUCAGUAGCAUAGCAGGAACAUCCGCAUAUUCUCAUCUCUGAAACUCACAUCCCGUAGACUCUGGCAGACUGUAUAGUCAAUAGUGAUACUAAUGUCUCAAAAUAGCUCCUGGUUGGCAUUAGCCAAACCUUGAGAAGCUUAUCUUUAUAUGUUUAUCAGUUCAGAUUAAAAUCUUGCAUAGACGUAAACGUUUAUGGAAACUGUUUAUAACGGUGGAUUAUACUUUCCGUUCUUAUAUCUGCUUUGCAAUCGUA
Molecule: messenger RNA, 2002 nt
Organism: Solanum lycopersicum (tomato)
Lineage: Eukaryota; Viridiplantae; Streptophyta; Magnoliopsida; Solanales; Solanaceae
Product: protein METABOLIC NETWORK MODULATOR 1
Source: RefSeq, a predicted model, not a curated record